Ictalurus punctatus (channel catfish) is the source of this 7803-nucleotide messenger RNA. It is a transcript of the gene pfkmb, whose product is annotated as phosphofructokinase, muscle b. Gene Ontology annotation, cellular component: 6-phosphofructokinase complex; membrane; cytoplasm. Gene Ontology annotation, molecular function: identical protein binding; fructose-6-phosphate binding; monosaccharide binding. The record is from RefSeq and is a predicted model, not a curated record. NCBI's taxonomy places the organism in Eukaryota, Metazoa, Chordata, Actinopteri, Siluriformes, Ictaluridae. Gene Ontology annotation, biological process: fructose 6-phosphate metabolic process; canonical glycolysis; fructose 1,6-bisphosphate metabolic process. The transcript is spliced from 24 exons. The coding region runs from base 109 to 2640 and encodes 843 amino acids.
UAAUAAUACUGAUCAGCUCUGUUCAUGGACAUCGUGCUGUGUCAUUCUGGAGUGAGUAACGAAAGCAGUGUGGUGGAGGUGUGAGUGUGUAUUCGGGAUGUGAGUGAGAUGGGUGUGUGUUUGUUGGAUUUGCUGGUGUUUGGUGUUCAUCUGCUCUCCUGGAUUCCGCUGAUCGGACUGGCUGUGUUCAUCUGGCACUACACUCGCACAAACACUCAUCAUGGCAGUGCGGUAAACGAUGGAAAACAUAUUUCUGAAAAUUCUACAAAUGGUGACAUCACACAGCAUGGAGCUCCAGGACGGUUCUUCACAAUGCAGCCAGCACACGUGGACCCCACCAAGAUGGGUGUGGGGAAGGCCAUCGCUGUCCUCACCUCUGGAGGAGACGCUCAGGGUAUGAAUGCUGCCGUUAGAGCUGUGGUGAGAGUCGGCAUCUAUACCGGUGCAAAAGUCUACUUUGUACACGAGGGUUAUCAGGGUUUAGUGGAUGGAGGAGACCACAUCUGUCCAGCCACAUGGGAGAGUGUAUCCAUGAUGCUGCAGCUGGGUGGCACGGUGAUUGGAAGCGCCCGCUGUCAGGAUUUCCGUACAAAGGAGGGUCGGACCAGGGCGGCGUGUAACCUGGUGAAACUGGGCGUCACUAACCUGUGUGUGAUCGGAGGAGACGGCAGUCUGACAGGAGCGGAUCAGUUCCGCUCGGAGUGGAGCGAGCUGCUGCAGGUCCUGCUCAAAGCAGGUAAGAUCACAGGUGAAGAGGCCAAGCGUUCCUCUCACCUGAACAUCGUGGGGAUCGUGGGCUCCAUAGACAACGAUUUCUGCGGCACAGACAUGACCAUCGGAACAGACUCGGCUUUGCACAGGAUCAUGGAGGUGGUGGAUGCGAUCGCGACCACAGCACAGAGUCAUCAGAGAGCCUUCAUUCUGGAGGUGAUGGGCCGGCACUGUGGGUAUUUGGCAUUAAUAACUGCUCUGGCGAGUGGCGCUGACUGGGUUUUUAUUCCGGAGAUGCCUCCAGAGGAAGGCUGGGAGGACCACCUGUGCAGAAGAUUAGCUAAUCAAAGAAGUCUUGGUUAUCGUCUUAACGUCAUCAUCUUGGCCGAGGGAGCCACGGAUCGCUGUGGGAAGCCCAUCACCUGUGACAUAGUGAAGAAUUUGGUCACUAAGAAGCUGGGCUUUGACACCCGAGCCACUAUCCUGGGUCAUGUACAGAGAGGAGGGACUCCUUCAGCCUUCGACAGGAUCCUGGGCAGUCGGAUGGGCAUGGAGGCGAUGAUGGCGCUGCUAGAGGCCACUCCAGACACUCCGGCGUGUGUGGUCAGCCUGUCGGGGAACCAGGCAAUCAGGCUGCCCCUCAUGGAGUGUGUGCAAGUGACUAAAGACGUGACAAAAGCCAUGGCCGAGGGCAGGUUUGAAGAGGCGAUUAAGCUUCGGGGAACGAGUUUUGAGAACAACUGGAACACGUAUAAGCUGCUUGCUCACGUGAAUCCUGCUGAGGUGAAGAGUAAUAUAAACAUCGGCCUGAUGAACACUGGAGCUCCGUGUGCUGGUAUGAACGCAGCUGUACGUUCUGCAGUCAGGACCGGGAUCCUACAGGGACAUCAGAUGCUGGCUGUACACGACGGCUUCGAGGGACUCGCUUACGGAAAUAUUGAGCCUAUCACCUGGUCUACUGUUGGGGACUGGACUGGACAGGGUGGUUCUAAUUUGGGAACUAAGAGGACGUUACCAGCCAGUCUUUUGGAGGAAAUCAGUCUGAAUAUCGCUAAGUUUAAUAUCCAUGCUCUGAUUAUUAUUGGGGGAUUUGAGGCAUUUGUAGGAGGAUUAGAGAUUGUGACUGGAAGAGAGAGAUAUGAGGAACUGUGUAUUCCAAUCCUUAUUAUUCCUGCCACUGUGUCCAAUAACGUUCCAGGAUCAGAGUUCAGCAUCGGAGCUGAUACAGCUCUCAAUACUAUUACAGCUACAUGUGACAGGAUAAAGCAGUCAGCAGCUGGGACUAAGCGCAGGGUGUUCAUUAUUGAGACAAUGGGAGGAUAUUGUGGAUAUCUGGCAACCAUGGCAGGCCUUGCUGCAGGAGCUGACGCUGCUUACAUCUACGAAGAACCGUUCCGCAUCCGGGACCUAAAGAUAAAUGUUGAGCAUUUGGUGGAGAAGAUGAAGACCACAGUGAAAAGAGGCCUCAUCCUCAGGAAUGAGAAGUGUAACUCCAACUACACAACAGACUUCAUCUUUAACCUGUACUCUGAGGAGGGUCAAGGAGUGUUCGACUGCCGAAAAAACGUCUUGGGACACAUGCAGCAGGGUGGAACUCCGACACCAUUUGACAGGAACUUCGGCACUAAGAUGGGAACGAAGGCCGUGCUGUGGGUGACAGAUAAACUGAAGGAGUGUUACAGACACGGACGUAUCUUUGCCAACGCACCGGACUCAGCCUGUGUCCUGGGCCUGAAGAAGAGAUCUCUCGUGUUCCAGCCUCUGUCUGAGCUCAAGGAGAACACUGACUUUGAGCAUCGUAUCCCGAGGACUCAGUGGUGGUUAAGCCUGAGGCCCAUCCUGAAGAUUCUGGCCAAGUACAAGAUCAGCCUGGAGAUCUCUGAGAAGACCAGCAUGGAGAGCGUUAUCAAGAAGAGAGGAGUGGUGUAGACACGUCUCUGACGAUGCACACUUUCCAUCUGAAAACCACACCGUUUUUUCAUCUGCGCGUGUGUGUGUGCGCGCGUGCGUGUGUGUGUGUGCAUGCUUACCCACUUCCUACUUCUGUCCUACUUAUCUUUAUCUUUCAGUCUGUUUUUCUAGGUGAGUUAGUGUAUGUGAGUGUGUGAGUGUGUGUGAGUGUAUGUGUCUGUGAGUGUGUGUGAGUGUGUGUGAGUGUGUGAGUGUGUGUGAGUGUGAGUGUGUGUGAGUGUGUGUGUGUGGAACUUGUUACGUCAGGAGAUGUAUUGUGUGUGUGUGUGUGUGUGUGUGUGUGUGUGUGUGUGUGUGUGUGUGUGUGAGAGCGCUCUCUCUUUCUCUCUCUCUCUCCCACCCCCUGUUUUGCUCUCACAGGUUGCUCCGCCCAAAUUCGACGUGCUGCACCGGGAUUGGAGAGGAGAAGAUUGGUUGUUGAUUUAAAAGGCGUAAGAACGAUGUGUCGGGGAAUGAGGAAUCGGAUGUGUGGCGUAUCUGAUUGUGUGCAUACCUUUGAAUAGCAAAUAUUUGUGAGAUCGAUCACUUGUUGUGUUGUGAGUGAGUGGUAGAAUCUGUGUUGUCCCAUUCCCCGGUGUUGUUUUGUGUUGUGGCUGAGUGUACGCCUCCAUUGUAAAUAUCGUCAUUGUAAUUAUUACUUUUCUACUAAUCAUGAAAGCAGUAGGGACUGGGUGCCAUUUAUUUUGGGUGUAUCUUUUGUUCGCUGUGUUUACCUUAGUUAGGGAGUCAGGUAAGACUCUGUAUUUUCUUUUGAACUACACUUUUUUUGUUGGGUAAUUUAAAGUGAUACAGGGCAAGUUAGUUACGGUUCUGUUUGUUAUUUUGGCCUUGCCCAGCCCUGAAGACAUUGGCUUUCUUAGUGACUGUUUGUUUGUUUUGGAUUAUCCUUCUUUCUUUCCUGUAAUCAUUAAAUUUGUAGAUAUCAAAGAUUUGAAAGACGUGUGUCUACCUUAUUGUUAUUUUUUUGUUUAUACUUUCUUUUGUGUUACACCUCGACCCUAGACUGGGGUCGUAACAUAAAUUGGGGGCUCAUCCCACCCUGUAAAUUGGGGGCUCAUCCCACCCUGUAAAUUGGGGGCUCAUCCGACCCUGUAAAUUGGGGGCUCAUCCGACCCGUCAUAAAUUGGGGGCUCAUCUUUUGUUCCACAAAGUCAUUUGUGACACCCUUCUUGUGGCUGUAUGUAGGGUAAGUCAUUUCACUACUCUUUGCUUGGCUAUUUUCCUUGUGGUGUGGAUAAAAAGGGUAGGAUUGGAGGAUAAAUAUGGAGUUUGAUUUACUCUCCUUUACACUAUCUCCAAGCACGGAGCAGUUUGAACGUUGUCGCAAAAAUGACUUAUUUAAAAUAGCAGACUUUUUUCAAAUUAAGGUACCGCGGAAUGUAACUAAGAAAGUGGUUAAAAAUCUGCUAUAGCAGGAACUUAUUCGACAACAGAUUUUGCCUGAACUGUCUUUCGUGAUUGAUAUGGAAGAGGGAGCUGUUGCGCAGAUUAGAUCUGAUGAAAAGCCUCCUCCCCCUCCACAAAUGUCACCAGGAAUUCCUAGAUUUCCGCUAUUUGCGCCACCCAGUAGCUCGUUGAUGGUACCAAAGUGUGACCCACUAUUGGCAUUGAGAAUGAAAGAGUUGGAAUUGGAAGUUAAACGGGAGGAAAGUGAGAAAAAAGACUUCGGUUAAGGGGGUUGGAGUUUGAAUUGGAGCAGGAACGGUUUCAAAAAGCUCACAGUCGACCUCACCGGGCUCAGGGCUUGUCGGAUAGUUCCCCAGCAUCUCCUUCAUUCGCUCAAUUACCUGCAGCUCCCGUGCCUGUCUCUUCCAGUCCUGUUGUUCCACAGGUGGAAAACUUGCCAGUUUUGGAUGUCAGUAAGCAUAUUAAUUUGGUACCUAUAUUUAGAGAAGCGGAGGUAGAUAGCCAUUUUACAGCUUUUGAACGUGUGGCAGCUACAUUGCAGUGGCCAAAAGAGAUGUGGGCUCUUCUGUUGCAAUGUAAGUUAGUUGGAAAAGCACGGAAAGUUUGUUCUGUAUUGCCAGUGGAGCAGAGCCUUGUUUACAAUGUGGUGAAACAGUCUGUUCUCCGUGCUUGUGAGUUAGUCCCUGAAGCAUAUAGACAGAAAUUCAGGGCCCACAGGAAAUCAGACAAGCAAACUUUUGUGGAAUUUGCCAGAGAGAAACAAACUCUGUUUGAUAAAUGGUGUACUGCUAAUAAGACUACAACUCUUGAAGCUUUGAAAGAGCUUGUGUUAUUAGAACAUUUUAAGAACUGUCUUCCAGAAAAUUUAGACAUUCAUUUAAAUGAGAACGAGUGAUGUAUCUUUCUACAGCCGCUGUACUAGCGGAUGAAUUUAUACUAACGCAUAGGACUGUUUUUCAUCCAGUGUUGAGAAGUGAUAAGUCUACUGUUCAUGGGGUUUUCCGGCAGGGAAAAGGUUGGACUACUGUUGUCAAGUCCGGACGGGGAAAUGACAAUGGGAGUCCUAGAGCUGCUCAAAACCGCUCAGUAAACGGUAGAGUGUGUUUUUACUGUCUUCAAGCAGGUCACCUUAUUGCUGAUUGUGAAGUCUGGAGGAAGAAGAACAGUCCAGUUAAGCCUAAAAGUGUGGGUUUUGUGCAAACUGUUGGGAGUGAAAGGAUGCUUUCCUCUGAGAACUCUGUGUAUAAACCAUUCAUGCUACAGGGGUGGGUAUCAAGUGGUAGUGAUGGGGAAUGUUCGCCAGUGACAGUAUUACGAGACACAGGAGCUGCUCAGUCUUUCAUGCUCUGUAAUGUACUACACUUACCUUCUGACUCGUUCACAGGCUCUGACGUACUUUUGCGAGGGUUCUGGGGUUGGGUCUAUAAAAGUACCUCUACACAAAAUUUACCUCAAAACACACCUGAUAACGGGAGAUGUUAUGGUUGGGCUUUGUUCUCAGCUUCCUGUGGAAGGGGUUGAAGUUAUAUUGUGUAAUGACUUAGCUGGUGGUAAAGUUUUUCCCCAACCAAUUGUUGUAAGUAACUCUAUUACUGACUAGAAAACUGAUGCGUCUAUUCAAUUUCCCUCAGAAUUUCCUACCUGUGUGGUGAUGCGGGCUCAAGCUCGCAAAUUUCAUGACGUUGUGGAUCUUGCUGAUACUUUCCUACAGUCUUCUGAUGCUGAAGCUAUGAGUGGAAAAUUGUGUGCGGAUACAAAUGCUUCUCCGUCUCAAGUUACAAUACCGGAUAAUGUUCGGUUAAAAAUUGAGCGUUCGCAGUUAUGUGCUGCACAGAAAGCUGAUCCUUCAUUGAGUAGGUGUAUUACUGCAACUACAAACCAUACAAACAACCUUAAUGAUAAAGUCUCUUACUUUUGGGAGAACAAUGUUUUGAUCCUUAAGUGGGAGAAUGGCAAUAGUGUGUGCCAAAUUGUUGUUCCCACAAGUUACCGCCCCCUCAUACUAAGUCUUGCGCAUGAUCAUGUUCUUUCUGGCCAUUUGGGGAUCAGGAAAACUUAUGAUAGAGUUUUGAGGUAUUUCUUCUGGCCUGGUCUAAAGUCAGAUGUUGCUACCUAUUGUCGGUCAUGCCAUUUCUGCCAACUGACUAGUAAGCCAAACCAAAGCAUACCUCCCACUCCAUUACAUCCCAUCCAGGUCAUGAGUGAACCGUUUGAAUGCAUCACCAUUGAUUGUGUUGGACCAUUGCCAAAGUCUAAGUCGGGUCACCAGUAUAUACUUACCAUAGUGUGUGCUGCUACACGCUACCCAGAGGCUAUACCGAUGAGAAACAAUAAAGCUAAAGGUGUAAUGAAAGAGCUGAUAAAAUUCUGUGCUACUUUUGGGUUGCCAAGAAUUAUUCAGACGGAUUAAGGUUCCAAUUUGACAUCCACACUGUUCUCGCAAGUUCUGCGUGAGUUAGCAAUUAAGCACCAAUUAUCAAUCACUUAUCAUCCUGAGUCAUAAGGCAUGCUAGAACGUUUCCGCCAAACACUCAAAUCUAUGCUACGUGUAUUCUGUGUGGAAACGGGAAAAGGCUGGGAUGAUGGUUUGCCGAUGUUAAUGUUUGCUGCUCGCGAGACAGUACAGGAAUCACUGGGGUUUAGUCCGGCUGAAUUGGUUUUUGGUCACACAGUACGGGGACCCUUGAGACUGUUACGGGAACAAUUACUGAGUGAGGCCUCUGCACCAGUGUCAGUGCUUGAGUAUGUGAGUAGAGUACAUGAACACUUGCAUAAAGUGUGUGAAAUGGCAAAGACAAAUUUGACAGGAAUGCAAAAGCGAAUGAAGCAGCGAUUUGACAGACCUAGUGUUACUCGGGAUUUCCAAGUAGGAGACUCAGUUUGGUGCUGCUUCCCAUUCCUGGUUCAACAUCGCAUGCAAGGUUUUCUGGACCCUACAUGAUGUUCUUCGUACCCCAGACCGUAGUAAGAAAACCUGUGUAUGUUGCCUCAAUUUGACUUUUAUGGGUUGAUGGUUAAGGUGGUCGAAAUGAAUUUGACUUUAAUGGGUGGGGGUGUUACGUCAGGAGACAUAUUGCGUGUGUGUGUGUGUGAGAGCGCUCUCUCUUUCUCUCUCUCUCUCCCACCCCCUGUUUUGCUCUCACAGGUUGCUCCGCCCAAAUUCGACGUGCUGCACCGGGAUUGGAGAGGAGAAGAUUGGUUGUUGAUUUAAAAGGCGUAAGAACGAUGUGUCGGGGAAUGAGGAAUCGGAUGUGUGGCGUAUCUGAUUGUGUGCAUACCUUUGAAUAGCAAAUAUUUGUGAGAUCGGUCACUUGUUGUGUUGUGAGUGAGUGGUAGAAUCUGUGUUGUCCCAUUCCCCGGUGUUGUUUUGUGUUGUGGCUGAGUGUACGCCUCCAUUGUAAAUAUCGUCAUUGUAAUUAUUACUUUUCUACUAAUCAUGAAAGCAGUAGGGACUGGGUGCCAUUUAUUUUGGGUGUAUCUUUUGUUCGCUGUGUUUACCUUAGUUAGGGAGUCAGGUAAGACUCUGUAUUUUCUUUUGAACUACACUUUUUUUGUUGGGUAAUUUAAAGUGAUACAGGGCAAGUUAGUUACGGUACAGUUUGUUAUUUUGGCCUUGCCCAGCCCUGAAGACAUUGGCUUUCUUAGUGACUGUUUGUUUGUUUUGGAUUAUCCUUCUUUCUUUCCUGUAAUCAUUAAAUUUGUAGAUAUCAAAGA